Camellia sinensis is the source of this 1102-nucleotide messenger RNA. NCBI's taxonomy places the organism in Eukaryota, Viridiplantae, Streptophyta, Magnoliopsida, Ericales, Theaceae. The record is from RefSeq and is a predicted model, not a curated record.
UUUCUUCUCUCCCAUCUCUCUUUGAAAUAGGUGCGAGACAAGCGAACAAACAACACCGAACCACUCUCUCUCUCUCUCGUCUUUGCGUUCGAUUCGAACCCUGGGCACAUUGAAUCAAUCAUUUGGAGUCUCUCUUGGAUCUUCAAUCAAUGGUGUCUUGAUCUGUUUGUGUCUGGGCUGCUAGGAUUUGGAGAUUUUUGUAGAUGGAAAAGGAUAAGUUCCCCAACCAUGGUAGGGGGUUUUCUGCCUCCGUUAGGACGGUAUUCGGGUUUUUCUCCUCCGGGUAACAGUUUCAAUACGAAAUCAGAGCCUAUGGCAUCAUCAACAUUGCCUCCACUAGGACCUGGGGGUAGUUCAGAAACGGGUCAUUUUGGUCAUGGGAUUCCUAUGGAUUCUAGCCAUUUUAGUCAUGAUAUUAGCCGAAUGCCCGAUAACCCGCCAAAGAAUAAGGGCCAUCGGCGUGCCCAUUCGGAAAUUCUUACUCUUCCUGAUGACAUUAGCUUUGAUAGUGAUCUUGGUGUUGUGGGUGGUUUGGAUGGACCUUCGUUGUCUGAUGAGACUGAAGAAGAUUUGCUUUCUAUGUACCUUGACAUGGAUAAAUUUAAUUCAUCCUCAGCAACAUCUGCCUUCCAAGUUGGUGAGCCAUCUUCUGCAGCAGCUGCACGAACUCCAGCUUCAGCAACUUCUCCUACUGAGAAUGUGGCCCCUUCUUUUAGUGAGAGGCCCAGAGUUAGACAUCAGCAUAGCCAGUCGAUGGAUGGGUCGACUACAAUUAAGCCUGAGAUGCUCAUGUCAGGUUCAGAAAAGGCAUCUGCAGCUGAUUCUAAGAAAUCCAUGUCUGCUGCUAAGCUUGCUGAGCUUGCUCUUAUUGACCCAAAGUGUGCCAAGAGCGCAGAGCUUUCAUUAAAGCUCAUAAUCUUCAUGAAACUCAGAUAUUUGCCAAAAUUGAGACAAUGGAGGGAUUGAGACAUUUUGAUGAGAUCCUUCAGGAAGCAGAUGGUGUUAUCCUCUCUCGCGGGAAUUUAGGAAUUGACUUAGCCCCAGAAAAGGUGUGUAUAGAUGGAACUAUCACCAUUAACCUUAGACAGAUCUUACCUUUCUC